This is a messenger RNA of Meloidogyne enterolobii, 1734 nucleotides long. The record is from the annotation of a GenBank genome assembly. Lineage: Eukaryota; Metazoa; Nematoda; Chromadorea; Rhabditida; Meloidogynidae.
UUUAAAAAUAAAAUGUCCAUUCACAGCUCUACAAAUUCACCAAUUUCCCCAUCUAUUAACGACAAAAAUGACAACGACAUUAUUGUUCCCCCAGCUUCUGAAUUUUCGCCUUCUCCUACAAAGAUGGCCCAUUACACCUUCCCUUCCUCACCAGAUUGUGCUCUAGAUUUAUUUCAACAGCAAAAACCUUUAGCUAAACAAAAACAAACAAUUAUGGAAAUUAUUUUCCCAAUUCGUUUUGUUAUUUUGGCAUUAUCUCUUGGAUGUCUUUCAUUAAUUGUUGCUAAUUCUUUGGCUCUCAAUUUUACUGUUAUUUGUAUGCACAAAGAAUUGCCGUCGUUAAUGACUGAGAAUGGUGGUGGUGAUCUGCAUUGGGAAUGGACGAUAUUAACAAAUACAAACAUCUCCUCUAAUAAUGAAGAAAUUAGCAAAGAACAGCAGCUUGAAUCAAUGUUUACCGUCGACGAGCAAAGUUGGCUUUUCUCAGCAAUUGCUAUUGGACAAUUAAUAGGCACUUUGCCAAUUACUUAUUUUAUGACAAAUAUUGGAUUGCGUAAAAUGUUUACUCUUUAUGGACUUACUAGUUCCUUUUCUACACUUUUUAUUCCAAUAAGUAUUGACUUUGCUGGAUUUCCUGGACUUAUGUUUAUGCGUAUUUUGCAAGGUGUUAGUCUAGCGACAGUUAUGGUUGUUACUGGUGCUGUAAGUGCAGAAUGGAGCCCUUUAAGCAGUGCCGGAGUUUUUCUAACAAUUUUAACUAUAAAUUACCAACUUGGCCCAAUCACUGCAAUGCCUUUGGCGGCAGCACUUUGUUCUUCUGAAACAUUUGGAUGGGAAUCUAUUUAUUAUUUGUUGGGAAUACUUACAUUUAUUGGAUUUGCUAUUUUCUUUUAUUUCUUUCGGGACACUCCAAGAGAACAAAAGCUUGUAUCAGUUAGAGAAUUGGCAAUAAUCGAAAAAGGAAAAAUAAUAGAGAAAUGUCAAAAACAGGAAGGUUCUCCAAAAGAAAGAAUUCCCUACAAAGCAAUCUUCUUGGAUCCCGUUUUUUGGGCAAUCACUGCUUCAAAUGCAACUGCUAAUAUGGCCUUUCUAGUAUUUUGGCAAUAUGGACCGUUAUAUUUAAAUAAAGUUUUGGGUAUUGAAGUAGCUGAAACUGGAAUAGCUGCAGCACUUCCUUACAUUCUCUCUACUUUUGUUAAACUUAUUGCUGCUCAAAUUAGUGACCGUUUUAAUUGUAUCUCAGAGAAAUGCAAAGUUAUUCUUUUUGCCAGUGUUUCUCAAUAUGUUAUGUGUUGCUGUUUUUUGGCACUGGCUUUAUUACCUAAAAUGGGAUUUAUGAAUGUUAUGUUUAUGCAGUGUAUGUUUACUGCCUCUACUGUCUUUAGCGGUUUAAAUGCUGUUGGCGUUGUUAAAAGCACUCAUCUUGUUUCUCGUCAAUUCUCUCAUGUUCUCUUUUCUUGGGAUACUCUAACUCAUGCUAUUGUUAGUCUUUUACUUCCUCUGGGAAUCAACUUUUUGACACCUACACAUUCCGUUGAUGAGUGGGCCAAUGUUUUUUUAUUUGUCACUGCUUGUAAUAUGGUUGGGACAACAUUCUUCAAUAUUUAUGCAGAAGUAGAGCCUCGUGAAUGGACUAAAGGGCAUAUUACAAAAACUUCUCUAACUUACCCCGAGUCAAUUGGUACUGUUGAGGAAGGCAAAAAGUUUGGAUUGCCGUUGCCUCAACUUCCUUAA